AUGGCCUGGUCGAUAGCACUUCCCCGAGAGGUCUUUACCUCGCCAAUCCUUUCCGUCACGGCUCCUACCACGGUUGGAAUGUUGGUCGGCUACCUAGUCAACCGUGCAGGAAAAACCAAGAGAACCUACAAAUCACUUCAAAAGCCGGCCUUCUAUCCACCCCCAUGGCUCUUCGCACCCAUGUGGACGGUUCUCUACGGGGCCAUGGGAUACGCCGCUCACCACGCGACAGGAGCCGGACAUAGCGCCCUGACCUCCUCCACCGCUGCACAGAGCUUGGGUACGAAUUGGGAAACGCUUUACACAACACAGCUGGCGCUCAACUACCUCUGGAUGCCACUGUUCUUCGGGAUCCGUCGCCCGGCCUGGGCGUUGGCGGAUAUAUUACUCUUGGGAGGGAAUGUGGCGGCGCUGAUGCAGACCUGGUGGAAGACAGAUCGCACGGCCUUUUGGCUCAUGGUCCCCUACGCGGGGUGGCUCGCAUUUGCCACGUACCUCAAUGCCGGUGUGGGUGUCUUGAACAAAUGGACCAUCGGAGAAAAGCCAAAGGAUCAGUAA
Aspergillus pseudotamarii is the source of this 558-nucleotide messenger RNA. RefSeq names its product TspO/MBR family protein. The record is from RefSeq and is a predicted model, not a curated record. Gene Ontology annotation, cellular component: mitochondrial outer membrane. Lineage: Eukaryota; Fungi; Ascomycota; Eurotiomycetes; Eurotiales; Aspergillaceae. The coding region runs from base 1 to 558 and encodes 185 amino acids. The transcript is spliced from 2 exons.